Schistosoma curassoni is the source of this 4957-nucleotide messenger RNA. Lineage: Eukaryota; Metazoa; Platyhelminthes; Trematoda; Strigeidida; Schistosomatidae. The record is from the annotation of a GenBank genome assembly.
UAGUUGUGUAUGUAUGUGGGUAUGAUGAGGAUACCGUAUAUACACAUCUAGAAAUUUCUGAAUAAAUAAAGUUAUUCUAUUCAUUUAUCCAUAUUAUACUUGUAAUCAGUAUUUAACUUAUUACUAAUACCAUUCAUAUAAGUGAUAUUCUCAUAUUAUCAUGAUUAUUGGGUGUGGUCAAAUUCAAUUUUUCAUGUCCAUAAUAUCAGACGUGUAUUGAAGGUAUUUUCUACCACAAAUUUAAAAAAAAAAUAAUAACACCAUAGUUUAAUAAAGAGUGACAAGUUUUUUUAAAGAGAAAGCAAAACGAAGAAAAACAAAACCCAGUAACAAUUGAUUAUUAUUGUUAUUAUAUUCACAAGUACAGUUACUAUGAAUAAAAUUUUAAAAAAUUGGAAUUAUUUAGUUUGGUGCUGAAUUAUCACUAAUUUGAAUUCACAAUUUUGUUUUUUUUUAAAUAUUGAUUCCUUUGAAGAAGAAAAAAAAGAGAAAGAAAUAAUAAUAAUAAUAAACAACUGUGAACUGUUGAAAAGAAUAAAAAAAACCGCUUCAAGAUUGUUCCAUUCAUAAUGAGAAUCAUUUAUACAAUUAGAAUGUAAUAUGUAAGAAAAAAAAGAAAAGAAACAAAAAUCAAUAAAAGAAUUAUUGUUAAUUUAAAGAAUUUUAAUUGUUUUAUUUAUUUAGUUUCUAGUAUAGAAACAGAUUAAAUUCAUGUUGAAUAUAUACAGAUACAUUUAUAUAAAUAUUAUCAAGAAGAUAACCUGAUAUAUUGAAUUUAUUACAAUUAUAUCACUUGUGUUUAAAAUAUACCCUGAAUUCAUAUUUUAAUCAAUAUACUUUAAUAUACAUAUCUUGUCUUUCAAUGAUAAAUCUUGUUAUAUUUAUUAUUCACAAUCAAUGAUUUUGUUGGUUCAAACAGAAUGGAUCUAAUAUAUUUAGUAUGUCAAUUUAUAAUGUUUUAUGCAAAUUUUUUACACCCUUUGGAAUCUCAAUACACAGAUAAAUGGACUGAAAAAAGUCUUAUUAAAGAUUUAUUAAGAGAUUAUGAAAAACGUGCAAGACCUGUAGUCGAUGGAAUGUCACCUGAAAUAACUGUUGGCAAUACUACAGUACAACAAAUCACUGUAGCAUUUGGUCUGGGUUUGAUUCAAAUUCUUCAACUUAAUGAAAAUGAACAGAUUCUCACUGUCAGUGUCAGAUCCCUUUAUCGAUGGACUGAUUAUCAUUUAGUAUGGAAUCCAGAAGAAUACGAGAAUAUUACUCAUAUUAACAUUCCAACUGAUAAAAUAUGGCUUCCAGAUAUCGCAUUAUAUAAUUACGCCGAUGAACGCUUAGAAGAACGACGAGAAUGUGCUGUAAGAGUUGAUCACAAUGGUGUAGUAGAGUGGCAUCCAAUGGCAAUUUAUAAAAGCACAUGUCCUGUGAAGAUUAAAUAUUUUCCAUAUGAUAAACAAGUCUGUUAUCUUCGCUUUGGACCAUGGACUUUUGACAGCGCUCGAGUUAAUAUAACAUUUUAUGAUGAAGGUUUCAGUAUGAAAGAUUAUGUUGAAAGUCCUGAAUGGUCAGUUUUAAAUUAUUGGCAAAAACAUAGAACACACGCUUAUCCAUGCUGUCCAGAACAAUAUUCUGAUACAUUAUUUUUCAUCAAAAUUGAACGACAAGCAGCUUAUUACAACUAUAUAUUGAUUUUACCUUGUUUCUUACUGUCUUCAUUAACCCUAGUUUUAUUUUGGCUUCCACCUGAGACACCUGCAAAAAUGGUUCUUGGUAUGAACAUUUUUCUUGCAUUCUUCCUUCUAUUGCUCCUGUUGGAGAAUUCCAUUCCAUCGGCUUCAAGUUCAUUUCCAUUAAUAGGGAAUUAUUAUUGUAUCAACAUGACAUUGGUUACAUUAUCCACAUUUUUGUGCCUUAUUGUGGUCAAUCUACAUUUUCGUGGUGAUCGACGAACUGAAGUUCCAUUUUGGUUAAGAAAGUUGGCAUUACAUCAUGGGUCCAGAAUUCUAUUGGUAAAUGUUGGUCCACCUGGUGGUCCACCACCUCCGACCUCAGCUUCUUCCAAUAAACCAACAGGAAAACCUAUAACAAAUAUGAAUUCUGUUCAUAAUUUCAUGACAUCAGAUAAUUUUUUGCGUGGUAAUUUAUUUGAUCCUAAAAUGUUUUCAGCAACAAGAAGUGAUUUUAAUGAAAAAUUCAGUGAUAAUGCAAAAGUAAAUCGUUUCGGAAAACCACAUGGAAAUAAAUUCUAUUCACCAGAAUUUUGUUAUACUAAUUCUCGUCAGGCGCAUAUGAGGUCACAAUUUCCAACGGGAUCACCAAAUCAUAAAUUUCCUGGUUGCUACUACCCAGAUAACGAGGCUGAAAUGAAACACUUUCCUCAACUUAGUAGGAGGCAAACACACGAAACAGAACAGACCACACCUUGUUCAUUUUGUCCAGCUUGUGCUGGACUUGCGGCAGCUGCUGCAGCAUCUGGUCGUGGAUCAAACGAUAUUGACCCAGGUUAUCAUGCUGAACAACAGUAUUCAUUACAAACAACACCUAAAAAUCAUUUCACUCAAGAUCCAACUGAUGAAUUAGCAGCUGUAUGGACAACUGCUAUUAAUGACUCCAAUAUUUUUAACAAACGUUUAUCAUCUCGUGGUUUAAUCGAAAAUAAUAAACAAAGUGAAGAUGAGGAAGAGACGACAGACGAUGAAGACGAUGAACCACACUCGACGCGUAACAAAAGCAUAGGGCCUGAUCUAGAACAUUUUCUUUUACAAUGUAUUAAACCUGGUGCAUCUAAAAAAGCUAUAUCAGCUGCUAAUGCUAAAUGGAACAGUUCAUUACAGAAUGCUCAACUAACAUCUCCGCUAUAUCCAUUCACUUCACCUAUAUGUCAAGAUGAUUCUGAGGAUGAUGAACGUAACAAAAUGAAUUUACCAAGGUGGAGUUCAGCUGGACAUAGUAUCGGUAGCCGUAGUCACCGUGGUAUAAACCAUAAUUCUGACAAGGAAAUUAAUCAUGAUCCAGAUAAUAAUAAUUUAUGGCGUGCUAAUUCAAGUAGCUUUAUUGGUCAUAAAUUUAAAAAAUCAACCAAUAACUCUGAUCAACGUCUUUUAAAACGUGUGCACAUGGUUACUCGUGAUGUUUCUGAAAUAGUCAAAGGUAUACGCUUUAUGCAAAAACAAAAUGAGAAAAAGGAAAAAAAUAAUAAAAUAAUUUCUGAAUGGAGAGCAGUCGGUAUGGUUUUAGAUCGUCUAUUCUUUAUUAUCUACCUCUGUGCUUUAGGAAUUUCUAUAUUACUUUAUUUUCCAAGAUCUGGAGAAGAUUCAGAGGAAACUACGUAAAACGGUUAAAGAAUAAGAGAGAAAGCAUUUGUCGAAAAGUCUUAUCGUUUUCACGAACAGUUCAUUUCAUUGUUUCCGUUAUUAUUUUAUUUAGUACAGAUAUGAAUUUUUUUCACUACAAAGGAGCUUGAGUACGAAAUUUGUAUAUAUGUUUGUUCUGCUGUUUAGUAAUGUUUAUAUUUACUUUCCGUCCACAACUUUAGUUACUCUUAUGAUUAGUAGUAGUAAAACUAAUUAUACAUAAAACGUUUUAUCUAAUUUAUUACAAGAAAGAAUAUUAUUUAUAAACUAGUAAUGCAUGUUAAAUCAAUAUCUAAUCAGUACAAAACCAGAUAGAUGAUGACCAAGUAUUUCAAAUUUGUGGAUACAUUCAGCUGUACAAAUGUUUCGUGAUCUUUCUGUCAACAGUGAUCUACAAAAGCUGCCCUCUAACACUCAAAUUAAACGUACAUCCAGAUAACCUGAAAGUGAAUCGUCUUGAAAAACCAUAUGGUAAAGAAAAUCCUAUCCAUCAGAUCAUUGCUCCAAUUACUCUUGUCAGGCAAAUAUCAGAUGAUAACUUUCAAUAAAAUCAUAAACUACUUGAUUUGCAUUAUCCGGAUGAUAAACUGUUAAAUAUUUCAUACAUUUAAAUAGGUAAAAUAAUAGUAGUUAUACAUUUGUUAAUUUGACUAUUACGAUUACCGAUCUAUUGUUUAUUUGUAACCCAUAUCGAACUUAAAAUAGGCCAAUUUGGAGCGAUCUGUUAAGAGUAAAUUGCAGUGUUUAUUCUUAUUACAUCACAACGAGAACGUUUACGAAAAGAAUACUUCCAAAAACGCUUUUAUCCCGAUUCCGAUCUUCCUUUCUAUAACUUCCCUUACGUUUCUUAGAUUAUACCUUGUUGUAUUAUAAUUCUUUUAAUGCUUAGAACGAUUUUUCUGAUUUUGUUUGUCAGUGUGGAAAGAGAUUGAGGAAGGAAAACCAUAAAAGAUAAAUGUAUUUAGAUUAAACUCAUCUGAUAUAUAUGCAAAUAUCCACUUGUAUUGUAUUCAUAGUUAUAUUUCCAUAUAUUAAUUUAUGUUUACACUUAUUGAAAAAGUCUUUCUUCAUAUGAGUACUCAAAAAGUAAUGUUUAAUUAGAAGUUUCUUUAGAGCAUUGUAACUUAUUAAUAUUAUAUCGGUAUGAUUCCGUAACUCUCUAUGAAUAAAUUUACGAGUUUUCAAAAGUAAUUUGCCCACAUAACGUGCUGGAUAGAAGAUAUAUACAUAAACGUAUGGUUCAUCAUGUUAGACGGACAAUCGAAUUAGCAUGAAAACCUUACUGCUUUUCAUUGAAUUUACUGCUUACUACUAUAUUUCAGAAAUCAGUAGCAUAAAUAUCUUACCAGAAACUUUGUCAUAAAUAAAAUUUACCCCUAACUCUAUCUUGUAUUUCUCAUUAAGUAACUUAUAAGUCCACAGUUUAUUGUAUGUUAAAUUUGUGAAUUUUAUAUCAAAACUAAAUACAAAGGUGGAUUUUUUUUAUAACUGUGUAUUCUUUCGUAAUUCAAAAGCCUUGUAUUUAAAAUAAACCGCAAUACGUAACUGUAAAUAAUAAAUAUCUUGUUGAUCUUAUGAAUUAUAAACAUUAAUUUGGUUCAUUUCAA